Lindgomyces ingoldianus is the source of this 492-nucleotide messenger RNA. RefSeq lists its product as uncharacterized. NCBI's taxonomy places the organism in Eukaryota, Fungi, Ascomycota, Dothideomycetes, Pleosporales, Lindgomycetaceae. The record is from RefSeq and is a predicted model, not a curated record. The transcript is spliced from 5 exons. Bases 1 to 492 code for a protein of 163 amino acids.
AUGCCUUGGACUCUCCCUAGAGAGCCCUCAGCCCAGCCUUGGGCACAUGACGUCCCUCUCCUCAAGGAUUCGUCUAUUAAUACUAUCCUGUACCCCCUUCUGCGCUUCACGCUUCCUGCUUCACAGCUGGCAUUUGAUGAGGAUCGCCACAUCACAUUGUACUGGAACCUCCUACAAUAUCGCGAUGAAUUGCUGUUUAAAAUUGAUACAAAUCAGCUGGUAGACGAACAGGCUUGGCAUCCUGAGGUCGGGGUUGAUGGCCCGAGCGUAUAUAGCGUGGUUGCGCUGGAUCUGGCCAGACUCUGUACAAGUCCGAGAUUAUCCAUUGUCGUGUGCGAAAUUUGCUGGAUUCUUGGCAAUGCCAAAGAUUCAGGUAACUGCACAUACAGUCAUUCCAAAAAGUCUGUCCCAUGGCCUGAGCACUCGCUUAUGAGCUCAGGGGACUCGGAAAAAUCCCCCCCACCCAAAUUAGUACUGCAGGCCUUUCCCUGA